Aureococcus anophagefferens is the source of this 1513-nucleotide messenger RNA. Its product is annotated as expressed protein. The record is from RefSeq and is a predicted model, not a curated record. Gene Ontology annotation, molecular function: protein binding. The coding region runs from base 87 to 1496 and encodes 469 amino acids. NCBI's taxonomy places the organism in Eukaryota, Pelagophyceae, Pelagomonadales, Pelagomonadaceae. The transcript has a single exon.
GUCGAGCACCGCUACCGUCCACAGCAUCGUCGAGGAGCCGCGCGUCGAGCACCGCUACCGUCCACCGCAUCGUCGAGGAGCUCGCGAUGGCCAAGGGCAAGAAGCGCGCCGCCCCGGCCAAGGAGCUCGCGAUGGCCAAGGGCAAGAAGCGCGCCGCCCCGGCCCCGGAGGUCUCCGUGGAGGUGCUCCUCGCGCAGAUCCCCCGCGCGCAGCUGGAAGAGCUGGCGCUCCAUCUCUACAACGGCAACGCGGCCAGCCGCGACGACCUGGUCGCGUACGCGAAGCGCGGGCGGCCGGCGCCGGUCGUGGCGGUCGUCGACGGCGAGGACCGGCGCGGCACGGGGCGCUUCGACGCCGUCGACGGCGAGUCGCUCUCGCGCGUCAUGGCGUACCUGCGGCUCGCGGACCGGCUCCAGGCCGUGGUCUGCGUCUGCAAGCCGUGGCGGCGCCUGCGGUCCGCGCGGGGCCUCUGGGGCCGGAUCUUCUGCAACAACGUCGGGCUCCUGUCCGGGGGCCUCGACGCGGCCGAGGCGGUGCCGCUCUGGGACUCGAUGUCGCUCGUCGGGCCCGGACUCGCGAAGCUCGUCGCCUGGCUCGAGCACAAGGACGCCGUCGACGCCCUCGGCGUGCGGACGGGCGCCUACGGCUCUACCUAUCUUUCGUCGGCGGCCGUCGUCGGCGCGCUCCGCGAUUUGCCGGGGCUCCGGCACGUCUUCCUCGACGGCAAGCAGAUCAACGCGGAGAUCAUGAAGCAGCGGCCGCCGUGCCUCCCGCGGCUCCGGACGCUCGCCGUCGGCACGGACGUCAACGGCAGCGCGCCGCACUUCGGCAAGUGGAUCGCCGCGGCGCCCUGCCUCGAGGCCCUCGAGGCGCCGGACAAGCUCGCGACCUACGCGUCGCUCUCGGCCGCGCGGCACGCGUGGCGCGACGCGCGCGGCGGCGGCGACCCCGUGCUCGCGCACCUGAAGAUCACGGGCAUGGAGCGCCAGGACUACCGCGCCGUCUCCGUCGCCGGGUCCUGGUUCCCGAACCUUGAGACGCUCGAGUUCAACGCGAACUCCUACUCGGAGGCCGGCUGGGACGGCGUGCCACCGCUCCACCCGUUCCCGCGCCUCCGCGCGCUCAAAGUCCAGAGGCUCGCGACGUAUCGCAACCACUUCAGCACCGCGAUGCUGACGGAGCUCGUCGGCAAGCUCCUCGCGGCGACGCCGAACCUGCGCGCGUUCCAAGUCCGCCACGGGAUCUGCUACUCGAAGCCGCCGCUGCCCGCGCCCGCGGUCGGCCGCGCCUUCGCGACGCUCCCCGCGUCGCUCCGCGAGCUCGCGCUGAGCGACCUCCGGAUCGACCCCGGCGACCUCGACGAGGCCAACGAGCUCGAGGUCCUCCGCGUCAACGCGUGCUUCUCCACGGGCAAGAAAGGCCCCGAGCCGUUCCGCGCGGCCUGGCCCGACCUCGAGAUCGUCGUGGACUACGAGGACGAGGACGCCGCCACGUAAGCGUGUUACCCCCGGGG